AGCAUCAGUCAUCUGUCGCCAUGAUCUCUUACGUCGGUCUUGUUGUACUAGUCUGCGCGGUCGCUAUCAACGCUGAUCCCCACUGCAAUAUUGCAACAAAAGGUGAUAUCAUAGGUAGUGUCUUUUAUAACUUGGAUCCAGCUUACUUGCAGCCUGGUAUUCGUGACUAUAAAGUAGACAUUCCGCAUAUUCCUCAAUGUAUAAACGGAGAAGCUGGUGUAAAAGCAAUAAUCUGCGAUGAAGAUGUCGCACCCAAUGGUUAUUUUCCAGACUUUUACUCAUUAAUAGUUAAUCGUCUUGGUAAUAUGCAAAAUGUUGGUACUGUUUUAGUAACAGUGUACUGUAAUUAGACCUUUGAAGUGUAAUUAUCAAUGACAAUCUCACUAUUCUUCUAUUUUACUAUGCAAAGACGAUUCGCAAUCAACAGCUGAUGUUUGUGCUAAAUUGAUUUGUUAAUCACCUAAACACUAUUAAUAACUCCUACGAAUCGUCGAUUUCUUUAAAAUAUAUUUUGUUUUAAUAUGUAUUGUUAUUUUUUUUGAAAUAUAUAUUUCUGUAACUGUAUUUUC
Spodoptera litura is the source of this 569-nucleotide messenger RNA. RefSeq lists its product as uncharacterized. Lineage: Eukaryota; Metazoa; Arthropoda; Insecta; Lepidoptera; Noctuidae. The record is from RefSeq and is a predicted model, not a curated record.